AGUUGCUCGCCUCUCUUCAUGGCUUCUCCUCCUUUAGUAGUAGAAGCCCUUCUCCUUAUGCUAAUCCUCCCACAUAUUGGCCUCUCAAAGCCCCAUUCACUGAAGGGAUCGGUGGCCUGCUUCGACUGCACUUCCCACAAUCUCGCUGGUGUAUUUGUGGCAGUAAAGUGCAACCAUGAGAAGAGGUUGCUCCCUGCUCUAACUAACAACAAAGGCUACUUUGAAGUUGAGAUCCCAACGAAGUCCUCGCCACCUUCCUCUUCCCCUCCUGACUGCCUUGUGAGGCUGCUCGGGGGACCAGAGCAGCUCUGCUCGUUCAAAAAAUCCAUGACUUCUAAGAUCGUAAAGGCUCAAGGAUUGGAGGAGUCCUAUGCUUUAGCCACCCCUCUCACCUUCUUCAGGUCAUGCCCUUCCCAUGCUGAUCAAAACUGGCACCCUGAUAUGACCUCAGAUGCUGGAACACCAAGGCCACCAAAUGCUAGAGCACCAAGGGCACCGAAUGCCGGACCGGCGAGGCCCGACGGCCUACCUCUGCCAAGAGACUUGGAGCUGCCACCUCUUAUCUACUUCUUUCCUUUCAUUCCUAUCAUUGGAAUCCCUUGAGACUCCUAUCGCUAUGGUUUAUCGUGCGUUGUAAGAACAAGAUGUAGUCAAAGCCUAUGCUUGCUGUGCCUUGGGAACUGCUAGUUUACGAAGGCUCUAAGAAACUAUAUUGUGAAAUAUUUUAGAGGAAUUAGCUCUUCUAAUGUAACUAAAUAUAAUUCUUAAUAAAUAUUUAUAUCGUUAGUGCAACCUUGAGUCUUGUUUGA
Elaeis guineensis (African oil palm) is the source of this 809-nucleotide messenger RNA. RefSeq lists its product as uncharacterized. The record is from RefSeq and is a predicted model, not a curated record. NCBI's taxonomy places the organism in Eukaryota, Viridiplantae, Streptophyta, Magnoliopsida, Arecales, Arecaceae.